Asparagus officinalis (garden asparagus) is the source of this 2014-nucleotide messenger RNA. Its product is annotated as APO protein 4, mitochondrial-like. The transcript has 3 exons. NCBI's taxonomy places the organism in Eukaryota, Viridiplantae, Streptophyta, Magnoliopsida, Asparagales, Asparagaceae. Bases 250 to 1215 code for a protein of 321 amino acids. The record is from RefSeq and is a predicted model, not a curated record. Gene Ontology annotation, molecular function: RNA binding.
CCCAACCCCCCUUUUCUCCCUUAUCCCUCUCCAUCUCUUUUCUUCCUCAACCUUUUCCUCUCUCUCUACGAAUUUCGUUUUUCUCUCUCUCUUCCUAUUUCCCCUCGUUGAUCCUGGGGCUUCUGAGAUCUCUCGCUGCGGCUCUUGGAUCCGGGUUCAGCGCCCCAAGGGCUUCGUCUUGACCCUGGUAUCGUUGGAUUUGGCCUCCCUGCGCUCAGAUUAGGGUUUCUACGUCGUGGAAGUUUUUGAAUGCUGGAUGCUCCGCUGAGACAGAAAUUCCAGCAUUAUCUCAAGGAAGAAGUCAGUUGGUCCCUUAUGCAUUUAAGAUGUUAUAGGUCCAACGUUGACUGGAAAAGACUUCGUCCUAUGAUCCUUAAAAGAAUAAAUAAUAGGAUCAAGGACUAUCCGUUGAAGAGCAUGAUUCCUGUAGCAAACGAUGUCCUCGAGUCCCGAAAAUUUUUGAUGCAAGGUGUCUCUACUCUUCUCAAAGUAAUCCCAGCGAAAUCAUGCAAGUAUUGUCCCGAGGUAUACAUUGGUAGCAGUGGCCACCAAAUCAAAAGUUGUCAUGGCUUCAAGCGUAUCAAGAAGGAUCGGGAGCAUAGAUGGAUCGACGCCACCGUUAAUGACAUUCUUAGCCCUGUUGAAGCCUUCCACCUCCAAACCAUGUUCCAGCCAAUGAUAAGCCACGACCAGCGUUUUGACUUCGAUCGCAUCCCUGCAGUCCUCGAACUAUGUUUCCAAGCCGGAGCCAAAGUUUCAGACGGAACCUCUUACAACCUAACACAAGAUACUAAAAAAUUGUAUCAGAUUGGUCAAGAGACUCUAGAUGCAUGGGAAAAACUCAGGGAUGGAGUUCAGAAACUCUUGUUUGUGUACCCAGCUAAAGUUUGUGAGCACUGCUCAGAGGUUCACAUUGGGCCCUCAGGCAAUAAAGUUCGCGCUUGUGGGGUUUUUAGGUAUGAGGGGUGGCGUGGGGCCCACCGGUGGAGGAAGGCGGGGGUGGACGAUUUGGUGCCUUCGAAGGUUUUGUGGCACCGGCGGCCGCAUGAUCCUGAGGUGCUUGGGGAUGCUGGACGGGGGUAUUAUGGUCAUUCCCCGGCUGUGGUGGAGCUAUGUAUGCAGGCUGGUGCUAGAGUGCCGAAGAAGUACUUCUGUAUGAUGAAGUUGCUGGGAUUAGCCCCCAAUGUUGUUGAAGAAAAUGGUAUGAAGGUUUAGCUGAGGUAAAAAGGUAUAAAGGGGAAGUAUAGCUACUUUAGCUAUUUCCGUCAUUGAGAGAAUUAAUAUGUUGCUUUGAAAGAAAAAAGAAAAAAAAUUGCCAAAAGAAUUUUGUUUGCAGUUUUCUUUAUGUAUAUCUUGUCGGAUUUUCAAAAAUAAUUUUGGUCAUCCGGAGAAAAUCUCGAAGGUAUGUCUUUCCAAUACACUUUCAGCUACAUUUUCUAGCUCUUAAACCCUUGCAUGGCAGUAGAUUAAUUGAAAGGCUAUUUACUUUGUUUCUCCAGGUUGGUAUGAGGCUUGACGAGAAAAAGUGGCUCAUUGUGCAAUGACGAUUAAGUUUGAUAAAAGAUUUAAGGUUCCCAGCUUAGUUUGGUUUAUUUUGCCAGUAUCAUGGCUCGGAGGUUUUAUUGGUUUCCUGCAUCAAUGUUUAUAAUUUGCUGGUUUUUGUUGUUUCUAUCUUUCAUUAUGAAUUACAAUCCAUGAAAGAGUAAUAGCCUCAGUACUUACAUACAAUGUAAAAACCUCACCUGCCUAUUUUCUUCCUUCAAUAUUGUAAGAGGCCUCUUAAUUAGUUCUCCACCACGCAUGAACCAAAAUCAACCAUGGCUACCGUACUCAUUAUGAAUGAAAUAUGACGCGCGCACUGCCAUCUCUUGGUUUUGGAUCCUUCUGAGGUAGUGCUGGUGUCUUAGUUUCAGUGGUUUACUUGACACAAUCAGGUUCUGUUAUUAAAAAUAUUACUGUCACCGUGUAUGCUUCAUAUGAAACCUCUUCCUCUAUGUGUGUAUCCUUUUUCUAA